AUGAACAAUCAGUACAUCCGCCGGGAGGUCUUCUGCCGGAACACCUGUCACGAGCUCAAACGCUUCUGGGAAAGAGAAAUUGGCAAACAGACUUACUACCGAGAAUCAGAAGAACAUCGCCUGGGAAGAAGUGCACUGAGAAAGCUCAGAGAAGAAUGGAAGCAGAAACUGGACACGAAGCUGAGACUACGGAACAAUCCAGAUGAGACAGAAAAGCGGGCCAACAUUGGCCAAGAGCUUCAUUGA
Messenger RNA from Hippopotamus amphibius kiboko, 246 nucleotides. RefSeq names its product family with sequence similarity 240 member A (gene FAM240A). The coding region runs from base 1 to 246 and encodes 81 amino acids. NCBI's taxonomy places the organism in Eukaryota, Metazoa, Chordata, Mammalia, Artiodactyla, Hippopotamidae. The record is from RefSeq and is a predicted model, not a curated record. The transcript is spliced from 2 exons.